Malurus melanocephalus (red-backed fairy wren) is the source of this 4067-nucleotide messenger RNA. It is a transcript of the gene AGPAT4, whose product is annotated as 1-acylglycerol-3-phosphate O-acyltransferase 4. Gene Ontology annotation, molecular function: 1-acylglycerol-3-phosphate O-acyltransferase activity. The record is from RefSeq and is a predicted model, not a curated record. The transcript has 10 exons. NCBI's taxonomy places the organism in Eukaryota, Metazoa, Chordata, Aves, Passeriformes, Maluridae. Gene Ontology annotation, cellular component: endomembrane system; mitochondrial outer membrane. The coding region runs from base 304 to 1437 and encodes 377 amino acids.
CCCGCCGCGUGCGAAGUAGUGGCAGCCGGUGCGGCUCGGCCGCCGCCCGCUCCCGGCGCCCCAGCGCGGCACGCGUGCCCAGGCCCGCCGGCCCCAGGACUCRUAUGUGGCAGCUGAGAAUGUGGUUUUUCCCUGAAGUGCUUUAUCUGUGGGGUGGCCUUGCCCAGUGAUUCAUUUUCAGGCGUUUGGGAAAGUUUGCUCACCGGUCUGUGAACCUUGGUGGUCUUGGGCUCAUUUACAUCUGACUGUGGUUGUCUUCUGAAUUUUGUGUCUGAAGGUACCCUCUUGCUUUCUCAGCAAGUCAUGGACACCGUUGGCUUUCUGAAGUCGCAAUUCAUUUGCCACCUUCUGAUCUGCUACAUAUUUAUAGURUCAGGACUGAUCAUUAACUUCAUUCAACUCUUUACACUUAUACUUUGGCCAUUCAACAAGCAACUGUUCAGGAGGAUCAACUGCAGGCUGGCUUACUGCAUUUCAAGCCAGAUGGUGAUGUUGCUGGAAUGGUGGUCAGGCACCGACUGCACCCUUUACACUGACCCAGCRAGUUACCACAAGUACGGGAAGGAGAAUGCCAUCGUAAUCCUUAAUCACAACUUUGAAAUUGACUUUCUCUGUGGUUGGAACUUUUGUGAGAGAUUUGGGGUCUUGGGGAGUUCCAAAGUGCUUGCAAAGAAGGAGCUCUCCUACAUGCCCAUCAUUGGCUGGAUGUGGUAUUUCCUAGAAAUAGUCUUCUGCAAGCGCAAGUGGGAGGAAGAUCGGAAAACAGUCGUGCAGAAGUUGCUGAAUCUCCGAGACUACCCUGAAAACUUUUGGUUCCUGAUUCACUGUGAGGGCACAAGGUUCACAGAGCAGAAGCACCAGAUUAGCAUGAAGGUGGCCGAAGCCAAAGGUCUGCCCAAGCUCAAGUACCACCUCCUGCCACGAACGAAAGGAUUUGCUGUCACCGUGCAAUGUUUGAGAAAUGUAGUUUCUGCAGUCUAUGAUUCUACCCUUAAUUUUAGAAACAAUGAAAAUCCAACAUUGCUGGGAGUUCUAAAUGGAAAGAAAUAUCAUGCAGAUUUAUAUGUAAGGCGGAUUCCACUGGAGGACGUCCCAGAAGAUGAGCAGGAAUGUUCUACCUGGCUCCACAAACUGUAUCAAGAAAAGGAUGCAUUCCAGGAGCAGUAUUACCGAACAGGAACCUACCCAGCAGUCCCUAUAAUACCGCCCCGUCGGCCAUGGACACUUUUGAACUGGCUUUUCUGGGCCUUAUUGCUGCUAUAUCCUUUGUUCAAGCUGCUCAUCAACAUGAUCAACAGUGGAUCAUCACUGACACUGGCUAGUUUUGCAUUUGUCAUUAUAAUAGCUUCUGUUGGUGUCAGAUGGAUGAUCGGGGUUACAGAAAUUAACAAAGGCUCCACCUAUGGCAACAAUGACAACAAGCAGAAACGAAAGUAGCAUCUUCAGAGACUGCUUCAAUCCAAAGGGAACAAAUGCAACUGCUGAACACUCUUAAGUGCAUAUCAUGGUCCUUCAAGUGAAAUCAGAGGAUGAGUAAUURCCGUGCAUAUCUGAAUUUGUGCUCCUGUUUUACUCUGGGGGUUUGGGCUGGAUGACAUGCUGGAAAUAUGCACUCCUUCGUAUACUCCCAACAAAAGGUUUGCACGUGUGGUUGGUUUGUUUUCCUAUGAAGUGUCUUAAGUUUUGAAGAAAAAAAAAAUUCCAGCGUGCUUAUAUGAAGAGACUUUACCUGGAAAUUAACCAGAGGUGCAGGCUUUAAUGUCAGAAGAUUGUUACAAGGUGAUUACAAUUGAUAGUUGUGUAGAUCACACAGUUUAACAGUUUAACAACCAUAAUCUGUCAGUGUUUAAAUACAGUACAGUGAGAGGCUGUGCUUGGUUAUAGCAGUAUUGGACUGAAGCAGCUCUGCUGAACUGACAGAACUGCAGUAGAAUUUUGUACAUCUAGAACUUAUUCCCACGUGUGCACUACAUGGGCCCUUCAGCCAGACCCUGGGCAUCCAGACAUCAGAGCCUGGCAGUAGCAUAACCUGUAUCAGAAUUUGGCUAAGUUACCCACUGCCAUCUCUUUCCCCAGGCCAUACAUCCAAGGCAUAGCUGAAACCUGUAAUUCAUCAGAGUAAAUGUCAUUUUUAGUUUGAAAAAAACUGAGAUAGUAAAAUUCCUGUUGGCUUUAAAUACUACKUAAAAUUCCAGGCUAUCCUAACAACUGUGGAACAAAAAUAAUUGGGCAUGGCGUAGUGAAAUAAUGCAAAGUGUGCAUUAAAAUGUCUGCCCCACACCCAUACUGUUGUGAUCCUAAUUAAUCUGUUUGUCUUUUCUGAUAAACUAGUUUACUUGGUGCCUCAUAACAGUCAGCCUGAGGUAAUAGUAAAUUAUUUUCUUCUGGGGAGGAGAGGGAAACUAGGAGAGAGASCUAGGACAGUAGCUAUGGCUCAUUUUUUUAUGUCUGUCUUAGCUUGAUUUGACACCUUUCUGAAUUAAAYAAAACUAGACUCGAUAUAAAUUAAUUAAAUUAAAUAAAUUAGACUUUAUUUUUUUUUAAUUAGACGAUUAAAUGAAACUAGACUUUCCACUCUGGGGAAAGUGGGGUUGCUCUGACAUUUCCAGUACUGAUUUCAGGGCAGCCACCUCCUUUUUUUAAACUYGCAGAGUUAAGGAUCUGCACAUUACUAUAAAGAAUUUGUUUAGAACAGGGGAAAAUAGGGAACAUAAACUAACAAAUUCUGAUUGGAAUUUUUUUCCAAUUUUUUUAAGUUUACAGAUCCUGACCAGAGCAGUGGAGGUUUGAUUGGCACUUUCAAAGACGGCCUGUUUUCACUGGGCAUAGGACUAAACCAUAACAGCCUUCAGUGAAUAAAGUAAGCAGUCUUUGGUCUAGCAGCUGGUACAAAAUAUUCUAUUUCUCUUGAAAYAGAAUAAAACUGAGGCCAGAAGAAACAGGUUAAUACAACAAUAUGGAUCAUUCCAUGAAAUAUGUAUUUGCUGUUCAGUACAUCAAAUAAUUUAGAAACUCACCUUUUUUAUAUGCAGAACCUAAAAAGCAGGUGAAAUAGUGCUUUUAGCRUGGAGCAGUAAGUGAAGUUUAUGGAUAGUGGAGGCAGCAAAAUUUACAACAUGAAGGAAGCAAUAGGCCAUGAGAAUUGAGAGAGACUGGGUAGGGGAACCUUUUUCGUCACACAUCUUGUGUACACAUGCACUCCCCACACACUGAAGCUCUCAUGAAGAGGUUGUAUGAUGCCRUGAACAGAAACCUGGGCUCUGGGUGUAGUUUUUCCAACAGAUGAAACAGCCUGAGAGUAGAAAAUAGUGCAGUAUUUACAAUGCUGUGUCAUAAAGCACAUGCCCUGCACUCUGCUGUAACACUCUGUACACUGAAAACUGAGUAUUACAUCCUGUAAUAAUGAUCAGACACAUUUACAAGCCAGAUCUGAAGACAUGUCYCCAAGAGUGUGAAAAUGGGUGGAAAGGCAGAAAGGAAAGGCCUCUCCAGGUUAGCAUUUUACUGUAAACAUUACCUGGCAGGUYCAGUGGCCUUUUCUCAGGGUGAUGGGUGAGUAGUUCUGAGCAGCAAAUAUGUACUCCUGGAGUGACAAAGGCUGUUCUGCCUUCUUCAAGAGCCACUGAUUGAAUAUGCAGUAAGGAAGACAUUCAGCAAUUCCUCACGACUCACAGUCCUUUCCCCUCUAACUGUGUGCAGUGCCACUUCUCCAGAGGAAAGUACCAAACAAGUAAAUACUUCUGAAAGAGGGCAUAGAUUAUUUCAUCCCCAUUUCCUGGACCAACCCUUAGAACAGGCUGAGGGCCAAACACUCCUGGAUCCAUCCUCCUAAGCACUUCUGYGAGUCCUGGCACAGCACUGAGGCCCUUCCAGCACUCAUUGAAACAGGAAGCUUAAUGGUCCUUGCCAAAGUUAAAUUUGUCCAGUUUACUGUAUUAAAAGAAUGACAUAGGUCAUUAGGAAGCAGUGUUUGCCCCUCAUCCCCACAAGCAACUGUAUGUUCUACAACUGCCUUAACAAAAUUAGUCUUAAUGUUUGUUUAUACAAAAAUAAAAGUAUAAAAAGCU